Urocitellus parryii (Arctic ground squirrel) is the source of this 1182-nucleotide messenger RNA. It is a transcript of the gene Fbxo2, whose product is annotated as F-box protein 2. Gene Ontology annotation, biological process: SCF-dependent proteasomal ubiquitin-dependent protein catabolic process; glycoprotein catabolic process; ERAD pathway. Gene Ontology annotation, molecular function: ubiquitin protein ligase activity; protein binding. The record is from RefSeq and is a predicted model, not a curated record. Gene Ontology annotation, cellular component: SCF ubiquitin ligase complex; cytoplasm. NCBI's taxonomy places the organism in Eukaryota, Metazoa, Chordata, Mammalia, Rodentia, Sciuridae.
CGAGCGCGGCUGGACUCCUCGCCGCCGCCGCGAGACUCGGCACCCGCAGCGCUCCGGCUCCUCCUCCUCCCGCGACCGCGCUCCGCAGCGAUGGACGGAGACGGAGACCCAGAGAGCGUGGGCCAGCCGGAGGAGCAGCCGGAGGAGGCGUGUGUGGAGGCCGAGGAGGAGCAGCCYGGGGAGGAAGAGGCAUCAGGCGAGGAGGAGGCGGCGGCGUACCUGGCGGAGCUGCCCGAGCCGCUGCUCCUGCGCGUGCUGGCYGCUCUGCCGGCCGCCGAGCUGGUGCAGGCCUGCCGCCUGGUGUGCCUGCGCUGGAAGGAGCUGGUGGACGGCGCCCCCCUGUGGCUGCUCAAGUGCCAGCAGGAGGGGCUGGUGCCCGAGGGUGGCAGCGACGACGAGCGAGACCACUGGCAGCAGUUCUAYUUUCUGAGCAAGCGGCGGCGCAACCUGCUGCGCAACCCGUGCGGGGAAGAAGACUUGGAGGGCUGGUGCGACGUGGAGCAUGGCGGGGACGGCUGGCGGGUGGAGGAGCUGCCUGGAGACAGUGGGGUGGAAUUCAGCCACGAUGAGAGCGUCAAGAAGUACUUCGYCUCCUCCUUUGAGUGGUGCCGCAAAGCACAAGUCAUUGACCUGCAAGCUGAGGGCUACUGGGAGGAGCUGCUGGACACCACCCAGCCGGCCAUCGUGGUGAAGGACUGGUACUCGGGCCGCACGGACGCKGGCUGCUUGUACGAGCUCACGGUGAGGCUGCUGUCGGAGCACGAGGACGUGCUGGCGGAGUUCAACAGCGGCCAGGUGGCGGUUCCCCCGGACAGUGAGGACGGCUGGAUGGAGAUCUCCCACACCUUCACCGACUACGGACCAGGAGUCCGCUACGUCCGCUUCGAACACGGGGGACAGGACUCCGUCUAUUGGAAGGGCUGGUUCGGGGCGCGAGUGACCAACAGCAGCGUGUGGGUGGAGCCCUGAGAGCCCCCUGCUGCUCCCAAGCCGCCCUGCCCCGYGGAGCGGAGGCCGGGGUGGACAAGCCUUAACUUAGUCGCCAGCACCUCGCCCAGCCGUGCCCACCUCGCCCCGCCGUGCGCGCCCCUCCGCUCUCCCAGCCCCACGCGGCACCUUCGCUGGCUCACAUUCGCUUCUGUCGGCGGCGGCUAGUCGUCGCCGGCCGCUUCUAGGGUGUAA